AGUGUUACAACCUCCUUGCACUCAGUCGCUUUACGUGCGCCGCGUUAGCUCGUCCCUUUAUUAGCGAUCGAUAAAGUAAAAACUGUCAAAAAUUGGCGGGAAAAGAUCGAGUGACAUUCUAUAAUUUUUUUUCUUGAAACCCUUUUUUCUUGUGAUUUUUUGCUGAGUUGUAAAUAGUCUGCCUACGAAAUGCAUAUUAAAAUCAGUUUAUGUUUGAUACUGACCGUCAUCGCAAUGACGUCCUGCCAAAAAGAUGACGAGAUCAUCAGGCAGGACUUCGAUGGUCCUCAUGAGGAUGGAUCCUACAGAUGGGCGCUGCAAACUUCUGGAGGCAUUUACCACGAGCAGAAAGGUGGAUUGGAGCCCAACAGUGCUGGGGAGCCGAGCUUGUUGGUGCAAGGGCAGUACCAAUACACCGCACCUGAUGGCCAGGUCAUAAACGUCCUCUACACAGCUGGCGAGAACGGGUUUGAAGCCCGGGGCGAUCACAUACCAACCCCACCGCCGAUUCCAGUCGCGAUACAACGAGCUCUGGACUAUUUAGCUACAAAACCGCCCUCUACCGACUAUUAAAAUAAACUUUCACUGAUACGAAACAAACACGGAACCCUAAAACUGUCUAAAUGGGAUUCUGUAGUCAAAGCGGAAAACACGGGAAUCCUAUUGCUAAGAUUUCAAUGUUCGUCUUUCCGUCUGUCUGUCACCAGACUGUAUCUUAGGAUCCGUGAUAGCUUGAUAGUUGAUAUUUAGCCAUACGAAUUCCUCUUGCCAUUAUAAUAAGAAAUACUCAAUCACUACACAGUAUAAAACAAAGUCGCUUUCUCUGUCCCUAUAUCUCUAUGUACGCUUAAAUCUUUAAAAUUACGCAACGGAUUUUGAUGCAGUUUUUUAAUUGAUGUAGUGAUUGAAGAGGAAGGUUUAUAUGUCCAUUAAAUAGUGGAGAAAUUUAGUACUUAUCAGACCGGAGUGGUACCACGGCCUCACAAAAAACCGGCGUGAAACAACGACAUGUCUUUCGCCGUGUGAAUGCGUUAGUGUUCCGGUUUUAAAGUUUGAACGUGGUUCAUGUAACCUGCAUAAUUAUCUGCCUACACCUUUUUACUUAUAAUAUUAUAUGCGUAUGUUAUUUAAUAAAUGGCCAGUCUAUAAAAGUACAAAAAUGUAAGUAAAUAAAAACGUAGGUAUAGUUUAGUGUACUUAGUUUUUAAGGCUUUUCUUUAUACUAUAUAAAUUGAUAUUAAUGCCAUCUUGUGAAGGAAAACGCAAUCUGUGAUUAUAAUGCUUUUCACUAGAUGGCGUUGGAUAUGAAAAAAGGUGGUAAUAAAAUAAAACAAUUGUAAAAAAACUUUAAGUUGGUAGUUUUAUUUAUAGAAAAAUUAUAUGAAAAAUGCGUCACAUUAGUACAAUUAUUUCGUAUACAGGUAAGAAAAUAAAGAUUUUUUCAGUACAGAUAUAAUAGUCCAUUGUUUUUGAUACUGAGCCGGCCAUUUUUUUUUAGGUAAAAAACCGUCUUAACUUUGUCUCUCGCCUUAGGUGAGCCAAGAGGGAAUGUCAGACCCUUACUGACUAAAACCCACCUCGUUCCUUCUCCUGUUCUAGGCCGGUAUCGCGGUAAAUUAUUGCGCUUGCCCCUCAACCCCACUGAAGUAGUGAAAAUAAAGCUUCAUGAAAAACCACACAAUUUAGAGUACCCAAACAAUAGCUUCUGCAUCUGCACUGAAAAUAUUUUUAUUUUCUUACCUACAAACAGAAAAACUUGGCUAAUUGUAAUUAUAAUUGUUCAGCAAUUAAAGCCAUCUGUCACUUAGAGGUCAAAAAAGCAUCUUUAUUGCACUGUUUCUUUGAGAAAAAGUUGAUUUUCAUAUUUAAACUUUAAUAUAAUAAUUGUAUAAAAGAUUAUAUUUAAUUGCUGCGUUAUAAUAUUACAAAUAUAUACACGUAGAAGGCAUAUCACGACUAAAAUGCUUCGUUGGUUCAAUGGUGGUAUUUGCGCAUAUUAUGC
Molecule: messenger RNA, 2002 nt
Organism: Spodoptera exigua (beet armyworm)
Lineage: Eukaryota; Metazoa; Arthropoda; Insecta; Lepidoptera; Noctuidae
Source: the annotation of a GenBank genome assembly